AUGAGCUGGAAAAAUGCACUUUGCAAUGGUGUUCUGGUGGAGGUUAGAAGGGUGAGACUGUGCUCCUUGGGGCCAGAGAAAGGCAUCUUGCAGCAAUCGAAAUGCAAGCUGACAGAAGCAUGGGUGGGAGUUUUAGCUAUUUUGGAAGCUUGUAAAAACCAUAUGGAGCCACUAAAGCCUGAAGACCUAGAGGGUGAUAUUAAUUCAUGUGAUCAGAAUCUGAACCGAUGCUGUGAAAUAAUAGAAUUGAACUCUGAGAUUCAAGGGCAGCUCUUCACAAUCCUCAAUGAAACAUCUCAAGAAGGCGGGCAUUAUGCAGGUGUGGAAACAAUAAAAACUCGUCUCCUGCCAUGGCUAGGGACUUGUUUUUCCUGUGCUACUUCAGGAAGGCUCUUUGAAACCAACCUGUCUCUCACUCAGGAUUCAAUUGAGAGAGAGAGGCAGCUGAGAGAGCUGGCCAGCAGUCAGACUUUUCAACUGCAAGAGCUGCAGGAAGAACUGACUUCAACUCGUCUACAGCUCAACCACGUGCAACAAGAUCUGGCAAAAACCCAGUUGGCUCUUGAAGACGCAAAGACCAAAUCAGCCACUACUCUUUCGGCAGCAGAAGAUGAAAUUGUUCAGCUAAAAGCAGCUCUGAAGACUUCCCGUGCCCAAGAGAAGGAUGCCCUGAGGAAGUUAGAUCGUCUGAGUGACUAUGAGCAGCAGAUUCAAAUACUGCGGGAUGAGAUUUCUAUCCUGGAUGCCCAAAAGUCUGUUCUCCAGAGCAGGCUUGCACGGAGCCGCUCUCCUUCCCCAAGGCGCAGUGAGAACAAGUCACCUGGUCCACCUUCUCUGAGGAGCUGCUCACCUGGCCGAGCCAGGCGUACAAAUGCUUCGCGUCGCGCCUGCCUGGUAGCUCGCUUUGGUGACAUCUAUGCUCAAGAACGCUUGGAUGCAGAAACCCUUUUGAGGACAUACAUCAGUGACAUGGAGAUGGUGCAGAGGAUAAUAUACAUUGCAGCUGUGGAGUCUUUUCACGCAGCAAAGAUGGCCUACAGGCAGUUCAAAAUACGUGUAAGAGAGACUCUGUCUCUAGGUCACUCGGGGCCUGAGUCACUUGAAGACACUGUCCUGGAUUAUAUAGUUCGCCAUGAGGAUCUGUAUGAUGUUCAAGCCAGUGUCAAUGAAGUAAUUCGCUCCAUGAACAUCAACCCAAAGAUUUCAUUUCCACCAGAAAUUGAUUUCAUAGUGAUCAGCACUUUGAUUCGAGAGUUGUGCCGUGUGGCUUUUUCAAUGCAGACACUCCUUCCGCCUCUUGAUAUUGCCUUUGGUACUGAUGGAGAACUUUUCAGUGAGACCAAGUACCAUCGUAGUUUUGACUCUGAUUUCACAGCUGCCUUGGUGGCCUAUCAUGUAUGGCCUGCUCUGAUGGAAAAUGAUCUUGUAAUUGUGAAGGGAGAGGCAGUCACAAAAAGAGGAGCUCUGUGGUCUCGCAGAAGUAGAAGUAGAGGCAGAAGCCGCAGCCGUAGCGCCAGUCCUCUUCUAUCUCAUCACUUGUCUCGAAGCCGUAGUCCUUCACCAGUGAGAAGCGGAAGCCCAAACAGAGACAGACAUAGAGCACUUGGUGUCAUUUUACCGUUAGCAGAUGAAGGCAUGAACACAAAUGAAGUGGAUGGUGUAUUUCUACCUUUUUAUGGCUUUGAGAAGGCAACGCUCCUGCUUUGUGAAACUACAGUUCUCAAACUCUGCCACCAAGCUGAGCAGAUCAUCCAUUUGGUCACAGCUCACACUGCUGUUCUCACUGCUACCAUCUGUUUGUUACCCGUGAAAGGCUCUGGCACACUCUGCAGCCUGAGACCUGGUCAGCUGCAUGUUUUUAUGGGAGCUCUGUGGGCUGCCACAUCCAUUCUGGCGGGUGCAGAGGACAUGGCUUUCUGCCGGGUGGAUACCAUCGCUCAGCUCCUUCUGCAGUGA
This is a messenger RNA of Charadrius vociferus (killdeer), 1956 nucleotides long. RefSeq names its product spermatogenesis associated 18 (gene SPATA18). Gene Ontology annotation, biological process: mitophagy by internal vacuole formation; mitochondrial protein catabolic process. Bases 1 to 1956 code for a protein of 651 amino acids. The record is from RefSeq and is a predicted model, not a curated record. Gene Ontology annotation, cellular component: mitochondrial outer membrane. Lineage: Eukaryota; Metazoa; Chordata; Aves; Charadriiformes; Charadriidae. The transcript has 14 exons.